Messenger RNA from Anopheles nili, 1691 nucleotides. It is a transcript of the gene Bcat, whose product is annotated as branched-chain-amino-acid aminotransferase, cytosolic. NCBI's taxonomy places the organism in Eukaryota, Metazoa, Arthropoda, Insecta, Diptera, Culicidae. Gene Ontology annotation, cellular component: mitochondrion. Gene Ontology annotation, biological process: L-leucine biosynthetic process; L-valine biosynthetic process. The transcript has 8 exons. Gene Ontology annotation, molecular function: branched-chain-amino-acid:2-oxoglutarate transaminase activity. The record is from RefSeq and is a predicted model, not a curated record. Bases 360 to 1691 code for a protein of 443 amino acids.
ACAGGAGCGCAACAACACGCCCUUAUCCCAAGCGGCCUCGGUGGAGCAAAUUAAAAAAAAAAAAGAGAGCGAAUUAAAAGGAAGCCAACAUAAUUAAACAACAAAUUGUACGCAAGUGCGAAAAAGAUACAGUAGAGACGUGCGAACGGCGCCAAGGAGCACGAGAUCCGUACACUAACGGCAACAGCGUUUGCGAGGAGCAAGACUGUGGCAUAUUUUAAAAGUUUUGUUCAGCCUGAAUCGUGAUAUUCACCCGGAGGCGUCAAGCGAAACAAAGGACACAAUCUCAGUACACAGCGAGGACGAAACCAACGUCAGCUCAUCCUCAACAGCACACAUAGAAGCUUAGUGCAUUCAAGAUGGUCCUACGAAGCAAGAACCUGGUCCGUUAUGUGUUCCAGAACCAGCACAAGCUCAUCCAGCAACUGCUAGUACAGGGAGGUCAGGUGCGAGCAUGCAGCGGACACGGUGGAACUCAGCAGCAAGCUCAGCUGCGUGUGGAGGAAGAUGACAACUUCCCGAAGAUCGCGGAGGUGCCACCACUUGCGGCUCCCUUCCCGAUGACCCUCGAGCAUGCGGCUGACGUAGGAGAGCAGUUCAAGUAUUCCGAUCUCAGCGUUCGUCUGGCAGCGCCGCAUCAGCUGAAUCCGAAGCCGGAUGUGGAUGAUCUAGCAUUUGGGAAAUACUUCACCGAUCAUAUGCUCAAAGUGCCAUACCACCGCCGACUAGGAGGCUGGCAGAAGCCGGAAAUCACGCCGAUGGAGAACCUAAACCUCCACCCUGCGGCGAAGGUGUUCCAUUACGCGAUCGAGCUGUUCGAGGGUAUGAAAGCGUACCGCGGAUAUGAUGGUAAGAUUCGCUUUUUCCGACCGGAAAUGAACAUGGCGCGUAUGAACGUCACCGCCUACCGGUCUGGCUUGCCUACCUUUGAGUGUGAGGAGCUGAUUAAGGCCAUGGCCCGUCUGGUCAUGAUCGAUUCGGAGUGGGUACCUCACACCGAAUCCGCCAGCCUGUACAUCCGCCCAACGUUAAUCGGCAUUGAGCCAACGCUCGGUGUCGCGUCGUCCGAUUCCGCCCUGCUCUACACCAUCCUUUCCCCGGUGGGUCCUUACUUCAAACCGGGCGCGAAGGGACUGAAGCUGUACGCCGAGCCAAAGUACACCCGUGCCUGGCCAGGUGGUGUCGGUGAUCGCAAAGUCGGCUCCAACUACGGGCCCACGAUCCACGUGCAGCAGGAAGCUCUGCGUAACGGUUGCCAUCAGGUGUUGUGGCUGUAUGGUGAUGAUCACCAGCUAACCGAGGUUGGCGUCAUGAAUAUCUUCAUGCUUUACAUGAAGGAGAACGGAGAACGCGAACUGGUGACACCUCCACUGAACGGUCUCAUCCUGCCCGGUAUCACGCGUGAUUCCAUCAUUCGCCUUUGCCACCAAUGGGGUGAAUUUUCGGUGCGUGAGAACAAGUUCACCAUGCCAGAAAUCAAGAAGCUGUCCAAAGAGGGACGGCUACUGGAGCUGUUCGGUGCCGGUACGGCGGCCGUUAUCAGCCCAAUCGAGCAUAUCUCCUACAUGGGCGAGGACAUCUUCGUACCUACCGAAACCCACGACAACCCACUGUACCGACGGCUGUACAACACGCUCACUGACAUCCAGUACGGCAAGGUGGAGCACCCGUGGGCCUAUGUCAUAGACUGA